AUGAAUGGAUUAAAGCAGCGUGUCAAGGAACUCGAGCAGCUACUUAACGAGAAAGAAGGGCAAGCAUUCGCUGCAUUACGAGAACAACGGAAUAAAACUAAUGAAGCUGAAGCCAGACUGUAUGUGAUGGAACAAGAAAAGGUCGCACUCGAAGACGAAGCGCAACAAUGGAAAGUCAGAUUCGAAGCUCAGAAACAAGUUGCGGAAAAUCUAAGGAAAAUGGUCGAAGAUCGAGUUGCGGAAGGAAUACUCACCGCAGAAGACUACGGUCUGUCCGAGGAAGCAACUGAAAGGUCACGGGAACUAGCGGAAUUGAAAAAGGAGCGUGACUUUUUGCAGUCAAAAGUCAAAGAGGCCGAGAAGAAGCGUGAUGAAUCCCUGUCAAAUGCGACAUGGUUUACCGGAAAGGUCACCAGCCUGACGGCUGACAUUUCGAAAUUGAAGGAUGACCUUAAAUCACGUGAAAAACUGGUAAAUACGUUGCAAACGGAACUACAAGAGAGAAAAACGAAACAAAACGAAGCAGAAGGCCAGAGAGAUCAAGCAGCAAAAAGGCUCCUUGAACUGGCGGAAAAGACGAAAACGGAAUUCAAGCGACUCAAUGAUGAAGUCGAGAACCAAAAGAAAGAAGCAAAGAAGUGGCUGACCGUAGCACAACAGUGUGACGAACGAGUCACCGUGCUAGAGGUUGCAAAUAGAGAAGGGCAGAAAGAAACCGAAAAACAAAAAGAAGAGAUCGCCAAAUUGAGGGACGAACUCGUUGGAUUGGCCACUACAGGGAUAGAAAAAGAUGAUAAAAUCAAUACGGUUGUCGAGGAGUGCGAAGCGAAAGGAAGGGCCCUCGAGCACAGAGCGGAGCGUAUUACACGAUUAGAAGUAGAAGCUCAGAUCCUAAAAGCAGCAAAAAUGGACCUUGUUAAGACCCUCGAUCAAAGGGCAAACACAAUUAUGGAGCAGAUGAAAAAGGUCACCGAAGCAAAUGAGGAUUACGAGAAGUUGAGAAAGGAUGCAAAUGAUUUGCUGAAAGAAUUCCGACAGAUGGAAUCGCUGAACAAAACGCUUCAGGAGGAAAUCAAAACACUGAGAAGUUCAGCAAAAGCAAAAGAAGAAGAAACAGCUAAACAGUGGCAUAAAGAACCACAACGGAUAGAAUCUCCGCCCCCGGGAUAUGGUGAAGUCCUCUCAACAGAAGGUAGCUUUCACUUCAAAGUUCCUUUAAAGACGGAGACCGGCCGAAGUGACAGCAAGGACGAAGAAAAGGUCAAAACCGAAAAGGUCAAAGAAGAUCCCGAGUUAGCGAAGGGGAACUCGGGGUCGCAAGGCGGGGUCAAUCCUAAACAACACGAAACUGCAGAAACAAUCGUUUAUAAAUCUGACCACCAGCCGGAUAAGCGAGAAGAUCAGCGUGAUCGUCAACACGAGCAGGAAAGGGUAGCUCGUGAAGAAGAGAGGCGUGAAAGGGAAUACCGCGCCGAAUACCACGCUGAAGCACAGCGACUACGUCGUGAAGAACGGGAGUUCAAAGGUAUCAUGAGUGCCAUGUCUCAAAAGUCCGCGCUGAUCGACUUCAACGGCAACCGAGAAGCCUUACUCGGUUGGAUCCGUCAGGUCAAAGAGACUCAGAAGACAUAUGACCUUUCCGAUGCAGCAAUGAUGCUGGAAGUCGCCAACGCAGUCAAAGGGGACGCUAUGGCAUGGUUUGAUGCGGAAAGAGAAAUUGACGAUUAA
Paramacrobiotus metropolitanus is the source of this 1728-nucleotide messenger RNA. RefSeq lists its product as uncharacterized. The transcript has a single exon. The record is from RefSeq and is a predicted model, not a curated record. NCBI's taxonomy places the organism in Eukaryota, Metazoa, Tardigrada, Eutardigrada, Parachela, Macrobiotidae. Bases 1 to 1728 code for a protein of 575 amino acids.